Messenger RNA from Protopolystoma xenopodis, 2889 nucleotides. The record is from the annotation of a GenBank genome assembly. Lineage: Eukaryota; Metazoa; Platyhelminthes; Monogenea; Polystomatidea; Polystomatidae.
GAUAUACCUUUUGCGAGCAAACCGCACUACUUAGAUCCUGGUUCCCCUGAGUCUGCUUCGGAUUCUUGCUCUGGCGAUGUCGGGACUCAUAUUCCUGCUGUUUCUGCUAGUGGGUCCUGGCUUAAUCGGCAUCAUGCCUCUCAAUCUCCUUUAUCCUCUUCUUCUUCCGUGCACAGUCUCACUGAUGUCGUUCUCACCUUACCAAGGCCAAUGGAAGCACCAGUGACUACCGGCAGUCUUACUGAUGGAAGCAGAGAUAGAGAGAAGGAUAAAGAAAGAAGUGAAAUUUCUUAUUCAAUUCAGUCCGGGCGCUCCAACCAUCAUCAACAGCAACACUUGCUUCCACUUCAGCAUCAUCAGCCAUCAUCGUCCCCGGGAAACCGGUUUUUCACUGGCCGCGAACGAGAUCGAGACCGAGAAAAAGACAGAGAUUGUCGAAGGUAUUCACAUUUGUCGCCAUCAAGUAGGCUGAAACACGAUCCAGGCACCAGCGACUUAGAUGCCGACACUGAGCCAGAAACUCAGGAAACAUCAGAGAAUCAUCAGCACCAAUUACAGCAGCAGAAUCGAGAUUCCUUUUCUGCUCCGUGCAUUGCUGUGCUGCCUAGAUCUCGACGCCUACUACUAGACGAGUCAGGUCCAUAUCUACGGUGCAGAAAGCGAAGACGCUCUAUGAUUCUCAGCUCCAGUGGUGUGGAUGAUAAUGUACGGAGAAGAGAGCACAGCAAAACAGAAAAUCUAGAAGAGGAAAAGAUUGCCAAAGAAGAAGUGUUACACCAAAUAAAGAGAGAACAUGAUAGCCGUUUGGUCUCAGGAGAACAUUUGAAUGAUCCCGAUGCAUUUCUCUACGCUGGCUCAAAUGAUGACAAGAAAGAUAAUGAGGAUGAACAUCUUAAAGAUGAUGAUGAUGAUGAUGCUGAUGAUGAUGAGAAUGAAGCUGACGGCGAAAUCGACAAUGAACAGGAUGGUGAUGAUGAUAGUGGUGCUGAUGUUAGUAUGCCAGUGGAGGACAGUCUUCUGUCCAUUCCUGGACGCCGAGGGAAGCAUCACUUUUCUCGUCUCCGUUCAGCAGAUGGGACUAAGAAAUCCCGCGAGGAAAAAUGGAUGGCCGAAGUCCUCCGUCGCAUCGAGCGAAUGGAGCGGAAACAAAGGAAACAGAGGAAACCUACUUCAGGUUGGCGUGCUGGAGCUGAACGCAAAGCACCAGCACUUAGUGAUGCUAAGCCAUUGCAAGCUGCAGGGACUUUUUCUACUCAUAUUGGACAGACUGAUUUAUUUGUCGCUGAUGAGGAGCUGAAGUCGACUCAACUAGCAUGCUUCUCUGGCUCUGAGGAAAUUGAGAACAUUGUAAUUAACAAAUCGCAACCGAUUUCUAUGGGGAUGGAGAUAUCAGGUAAAUCAGAAUCACCAGCCUCUUCAGAUGGUUUCCAAAAGCCUUUCAACAACGCUGCAUUUAGCAUCCUUGCUCAGGCGGCAGAGGCCGCCUGCGAUCUCGGUACUCUUGCAUCAGCUGCCCUUGAAGUUGCUGAUGUUGACAAUGCGGACUCGGAUAAUCUCAGUAGGCGCAAAUGGCUCCAAUCUGAAUCUCGUUUCUGGUCACCUGAUGAGUCGGCUUGCGCAAAGCCCCAAGCGGCCGAACUGGAUAAGAUAAAUGUAAGCUGCACGGUUAAGGCGAACAUGAGGGAUACAAGCGCUAUAAGAGAAGAGCACCGUUCUAGCGAAGUAGGAAGCGAUAAUGAGGAGAAUGAAGAUUGUAUCGAGGAGGAAGAAGAUGAUGUUCAAGCUAGCUUUGAGGAAGAGCUCACACUUGAUGCCAUGAGCUCUUCACCGACAUCUCUUUUGGGCUCUCAUCAGCACCCCGGCCUGGUGGGGAGACAACGCCAGUCCACUGGAUCUGAAGACUCUCCAAUUCUAAGACAACCUUCUAGGGUUACGUCACCUUCCUUGCUCAAUUCUCAAGUUUCCCUGGAACACAGCCAUCAUCCACAGCACAAUCCGCAACAGCAGGCUUUGCACAAACAACGUCGACGUCGUUCGCAGUUGGCUGGCGCCGAUGAGUUGGCUCCUAAUUCACUUGGCGAGUCUCGUGAGGAUCGAUGGCUGCGAAUGCAGUUGCGAAGAAUUGCUCAAAUGGAGCAACAAGAGCUUCAGGCACUGCAACAUCAGACUCAACCUUCGAUGAUUGAAUUGGACUCAGAAAUCGGGGAAAGCCGGCAAACUCGCUCACCGUCUUUGGGAGGCCAGCCGGUAACUUCCUGUGCCUGUGGCGACGAACAGCCUUUGUCACCUCGAAUCUCCCUCAAAGCUAGCACGGUUGGACCCGGGAGACGUAGACGGAGUGGCGCUUCCCUGGCAGGGCCUAUUAGGUCCCCAGUUGCAGCGACCGAUUUGGGUGAACCUUCAUUUUCAGUUGUUUCACCAGCGUCAGUGGGUUCUUUUAUUGAUUACUCAUCGGGCCAGGCCGACCCAACUAUUUGCACUAGUAAUCUCUUCCCAACCGAUCUCGAAACAGGCGGUUCGAAUGAACAUUUACGAGGCCAGGUUGUUGGUAGCCCCCCCGUUACCGAUAUGCCUGCCGAAGAGACUGAAUGUGGUUUGAUAGUGUAUCGAGCCAGAGAGAAGGAUCCGAUGGCGCGAUUCAGUCGGGCGCGCUCCGCAGCGAUCACAGAAGUGGUCACCAAGGCGGCAAUUUCGGCCACUGAUGCAACUAUACUAGCCACUGCCCCAACAACCAUGGCUACACAUCCUGAGCACCGUCAUAUAACUGCUCAGUCCUAUCAUUUUGAACUUCCAGAUACCAUCAAGGAGGGAAAGCUUUUUCAAAAAGAUCAGUUAGAAAACAAUUCACAACUUCCUAUUUCAAUGACCGGUUUACUGGGGCCACAAUGA